GAGCCUGGGUAGAACCGUGGGAAGCAGGCACCUAUUUAAGGAAUAAAUGAAGAAGCAGCAAUAAAGAAGUUCUAAUUGUCGCCUUAGAGAAAAAGAGAACUGUAGUUUAGCAGUGUUUCCAGAAAACUUUUGCUAAUUUUCUUGACAGUAAGUGGAGCUCUGCAUUUGUGUGUGUGCUAUGCCAAAUAUCUGGGUGGACACUGCAAAGAUCAAUCUAUUUUUUCAGAUCUUUUCAAAUACUUACGUGCUUUAUACUGAAAGCCUAAUAACUAAAAUUGUCUAUUUUUUCCCCAGCAAUCUUUUAUUAUGCAGAAACGACAAUGGAAUUGAGGAACAUUAUGAAAUUUGCUUCUGUGCUAAGGGGGAAUUGUCUGAAGUUUGAUAUUUUAUUUCCUGAGCUAUUUAGAGACUUCUGAAUCCAGAAAAUUCAGACAAAUAUUUUUCUUCUUCUUGUGUUUGAUUUUGGACUGUUAUCCUAUGGAUUAAGUCUUUUGAUAAAAGCUAUUCGAUUCAAUCUGGAAGGCUAAAUGUAUAAGAAAAAGAAAAGUGUGUAUCAGCAAACCCAAGCGCUUCUGUGCAAGAAUUUUCUUAAGAAAUGGAGGAUGAAAAGACAGAGCUUGUUGGAAUGGGGCCUCCCAAUCAUUUUAGGACUGUAUAUGGGCCUAUUUUCAUAUUUCAAAGAAAGUAACCAUAUCCCUGAAACGCCUUCUCAGGAUCUGGGAAGAGCAGAUAAAUUUAAUAGCUCUUAUAUAAUGAUUGUGUACACACCGGUCUCUAAUGUAACCCAGCAGAUAAUGAAUAAAACGGCAUCUGCUCUCUUUUUGAAAGGAAAAGGAGUCAUUGGGACACCGGAUAAAAAAUCCAUGGAUAAGAUAAUUCUAGAAAAUUUCCCAUACGCUGUGGGAAUCAUCUUCAAUGACACUUUCUCAUAUAAGCUAAUGUUUUUUCAGGGAUAUGCCAUUCCAUACAAGAAAGAAGAUGAUUUCUCAGCUCGUUGCUGGAACGGAUAUUAUGGGACUUUUUGUUCACAGUCCCUCUAUUGGGAAAGAGGAUUUGUGACUUUACAAACCGCCAUUGAUGCUGCUAUUAUAGAAAUCACGACAAAUCACUCUGUGAUGGAGGAGUUAAUGUCGGUUACUGGUAUAAAUAUGAAGAUACUGCCUUUUCUUUCUAAGUAUAUAUUUCAAAAUGAUAUGUUUAUUUUCUACUGCUUGAUUUAUUUCUCCCCAUUUAUAUAUUUUGCAUCACUUGAUGUUACAAAAGAAAGAAAAAAGCUUAAGGACUUGAUGAAAAUCAUGGGCCUACAAGAUUCAGCAUUCUGGCUCUCUUGGGGUUUAAUCUAUGCUGGAUUCAUCUUCUUUAUUUCCAUAUUAAUUACAAUUGUCAUAACAUCUACCCAAAUUAUAGUCAGGAUAGGCUUCAUGGUCAUCUUUACCCUCUUUUUUCUGUAUGGCUUAUCUUUGAUAGGGUUAGUGUUCCUGAUGAGCGUGUUGUUAAAGAAGACCAGCCUCACCAGCUUGGCUGUGUUUCUCCUUAAGCUUUUCUGGGGAUGUGUGGGAUUCACUGUGUUACAUAAACAACUUCCUUCAUCUUUGGAGUGGAUUAUGAGUAUUUGGAGCCCCUUCGCCUUCACUGCUGGAUUGGCUCGGAUUACCCACCUGGAUUAUAAAUUGAAUGAUGCAAGUUUUACUGACCUCUCAGGAGAUUCAUAUAUAAUGAUAGGAACUUUUUCUAUGUUGGCUUUUGAUGGUCUUUUCUACUUGGUACUGGCAUUAUACUUUGACAGAAUCUUACCCUUUGGAAAUGAGCUCUGUUAUUCUCCACUGUUUUUCUUGAACUCAUCGCCUUGUUUGCAACACCAGAGAACUGACUAUGAGGUCGUUGAGAAAGAAAUGGACUCUGAGAAUUCGGCUGAUGAUUGUUUUGAACCAAUAGCUCCAGAAUUCCAAGGAAAAGAAGCCAUCAGAAUCAGAAAUAUUAAAAAGGAAUAUAAAGGGAAGUCUGGAAAAGUGGAAGCAUUGAAAGCAGGCUUAUUUUUUGAUGUCUAUGAAGGUCAAAUCACAGCAAUUCUGGGUCACAGUAGAGCUGGCAAAUCUUCACUGCUGAACAUUCUAAAUGGAUUGUCUAUUCCAACAGAAGGAUUAGUUACCAUCUAUAAUAGAAAGCUCUCUGAAAAGCAAGACUUGGAGGAAAUCAGAAAGAUUACUGGAGUUUGUCCUCAAUUCAAUAUUCAAGUUGGCGUACUCACUGUGAAGGAAAAUCUCAGGCUGUUUGCUAAAAUAAAAGGGAUUCAGCCACAGGAAGUGGAGCAAGAGGUGCAAAGGAUUUUAUUGGAAUUGGACAUGCAAAGCAUUCAGGAUAACCUGGCUAAAAAUAUAAGUGAAGGACAGAAAAGAAAGCUGACCUUUGGAAUUGCCAUUUUAGGAGACCCGCAGGUUUUGCUAUUAGAUGAACCAACUGCGGGAUUGGAUCCCUUUUCAAGACACCGAGUAUGGAACCUCCUGAAGGAGCGGAAAACAAACCACGUGAUCCUCUUGAGCACCAAUUUUACGGAUGAGGCUGACAUCCUGGCUGAUAGAAAAGCAAUCAUGGCGAAUGGGAGGCUGAAGUGUGCAGGCUCUUCUCUCUUUCUGAAGAGAAAAUGGGGUCUUGGAUAUCACUUAAGUUUGUUCAGAAAUGAAGCGUGUGAUCCAGAAAAAGUCACAUUCUUCAUUAAUCAUCACAUCCCUGAUGCUACAUUAAAAACAGAAAGCAAAGAGAAGCUUGUAUAUACUUUACCUUUGGAAAGGACAAGUGUAUUUCCAGACCUUUUCAGUGACCUCGAUAAGUGUUCUGGUGAGGGGGUGAUGACUUAUGACAUUUACAUGUCAACUCUGAGUGAAGUCUUGGCGAAACUAGAAGGAAAAUCAACUAUCAAACAAGAUUUUGAACAGGCGGAGGUGAAAAGAGACCCAGGAAGCCUAGAUGACUUGGAGGCGGCUUGCUCUUCUCUCCCUGAAACGCCGAAGGCUGUGAGUGACAUGGCCCUCUGGAGACAGCAGGUCUGUGCCAUAGCAAGGCUCCGUUUCUUAAAGCUAAAACAUGGAAAGAAAGAACUUUUGACCCUAUUAUUCGUGUUUGGAAUUGCAGCAUUGCCUUUGAUUGUGGAAAUGAUACUUUAUGCCAUAUUAAAUCAAAAUGGCGAUUUGGAAUUUAAACCUGAUUUGUAUUUCCUGUCUCCUGGCCAACUCCCCCAGGAGCCUCAUACCAGCCUAUUGGUCAUCAAUAACACAGAAUCAAAUAUUGAAGAUUUUAUACAUGCGCUGAAAGAUCAGAAUAUAGUUUUGGAAGUAGAUGACUUUGAAAAUAGAAAUGGAACUGACGACCACUCAUACAAUGGAGCUAUCAUAGUUUCUGGUAAACAAAAGGAUUAUAGAUUUUCAGUUGUGUGCAAUACCAAGAGGCUUCACUGUUUUCCUGUGCUUUUGAAUAUUGUUAGCAAUGGACUACUUGGAAUGUUUAAUCUUACAAAAUAUAUUCGAAUUGAAAGAGACAUGCUGUUUUCUCAUUACAUACCAAUCUGGACUGAGCUGCCGGAAGGCUCCUUGUUCUUAGUUUUGGUUGUAUGCAGCAUUUCUCCUUACAUCGCCAUGAGCAGCAUCAGCGAUUACAAAAGUAAAGCUCAAUCCCAGCUAUGGAUUUCCGGCCUCUAUCCUUCUGCUUACUGGUGUGGCCAGGCGCUGGUGGAUAUUAACCUCUAUAUCUUUAUUCUCCUUGCAAUGUAUUUAGUUUUCUACUUAACAUAUUUAGUGAACUUUCACCUGACAAGUCGAAUUGUGUUUGGUGUGGUUGUAACUACACUUGGUUAUGCAGCUUCUCUUGUCUUCUUGACAUAUGUGAUAUCAUUUAUUUUUCACAAGAGGAGAAAAAAUACUAUCCUUUGGUCACUUUGUUUUUAUGUGAUCACGGUACUCACAUUUGAUGGCAUUAUACUGUACCAGUUCAGCUAUACCAUCCUGAUUGUCAUCAUGUUCUUAGUUCCCUCACUUACCAUAAGUGGAUUUUUCAUGUUUGCAACAGCGAGAAUCAAUGAGCAGUAUAGAAUAUCUGAAGGCGAAGAUCAUGACCUGAGUGAAGUUGAUCUUCUAGUGUCCUUAAUACCUUACUUUCAGGUUAUGAUUUUCCUGCUUGUUCUAAGGUGCUUGGAAAUGAAGUGUGGGAAGAAAACAAUGCAAAAGGACCCUGUUUUCAGAAUUUCUCCCCAAAGUAGAGAUGCUCGACCGAAUCCAGAGGAACCCGUAGAUGAAGAUGAAGACGUUCAAGCAGAAAGAAUAAGAACAGCAACUGCCCUGACCACUUCGAACAUCGAUGAGAAACCAGUCAUUAUUGCCAGCUGUCUCCACAAAGAAUAUGCAGGCAAGAAGAAAUGCUGCUUUUCAAAGAGAAAGAAGAAGAUAGCUACAAGAAAUAUCUCUUUUUGUGUUAAAAAAGGUGAAAUUUUGGGAUUGCUAGGACCCAGUGGCGCUGGUAAAAGUUCAUCUAUUAGAAUGAUAUCUGGGAUCUCAAAGCCCACGGCUGGAGAGGUGGAGCUGAAAGGAUCUAACUCAGUUUGGGGUCACCAGGAAGACAAUGUGGUCAAAUUCCUGGGGUACUGUCCUCAGGAGAACCCGCUGUGGCCCAACCUGACGGUGAGGGAGCACCUGGAGGUGUACGCAGCUGUGAAAGGGCUGAGGAAAGCAGACGCUGCAGCCACCAUUACACGAUUGGUGGAUGCCUUCAAGCUGCAGGAGCUGCUGAAGGUACCAGUGCAGAAAUUAACCCCAGGAACCAGUAGGAUGUUGUGUUUUGUGCUGAGCAUCAUGGGAAACCCACCUGUACUGCUUCUGGAUGAGCCGUCUACAGGCCUGGAUCCCACCUUGCAGCAACAAAUGUGGCAGGCAAUCCAGGCAGCCAUUAAAAACAGCGAGAAGGGGGCCGUCCUAGUCACGCAUUACCUGGCUGAGGCCGAGGCCUUGUGCGACCGCGUGGCCAUCAUGGUGUCUGGGAGGCUCAGAUGCAUUGGCCACAUCGAACACCUGAAAAGCAAGUUUGGCAAGGAUUACAUUCUAGAACUAAAACUGAAAGAACCUUCUGAAGUGACUGUGGUGCACGCGGAGAUUCUGAAACUUUUCCCUCAGGCUGCGCGGCAGGAAAGGUAUUCCUCCUUCGUGGCCUAUAAACUACCAGCAGCAGAUGUUCACCCUCUGUCUCAGGCCUUUCACAGACUAGAGGCAGUGAAGCGUAACUUUAACCUGAAAGAAUACAGUCUCUCUCAGUGCACACUGGAACAGGUAUUCUUAGAGCUUUCUAAAGAGCAGGAACUGGGCGAUUUUGAUGAAGAAGUUGAUACAACCAUGACAUGGAAGCUCCUCUCUCAUUCAGACGACCCUUAAAUCCUCAAGCUUAAUAACUCCUUGUUGAGCUCAUGUAAACUUUUGUUAUAUGUAAUAAUUAGCACUUUGUCUCAUUUUAAAACUCACUGAAUAUCAGUACUAGGCAUAUUUUGUAUAUUCAGUUAAUAAAUGAAUAAAUUUUAUUAAGAGUCUUCCCCUCAGAUUUAGAGGUGAUAGGCAAGCUGUGACAAAGGUAAUACAAAGUAUUGUAUUAACAAAGACACCCAAAGAGCCAGGCACUGGGUGUGUGGUAGAAAUAAAACUACACUUUGAAUUUUUUGAAAUAUUUAUAUAUAUAUUUUACCAUUUAUUAAAAAUUCUCUUGAUAAAAUGUAUGAGGAGCAUUUUCAACAGGUAGGAGCUGCAUGGAUACUUCACACCAGUUGAUGAUACAUCGAGUUUAUGGUUUUUCUUUUACAUACGAACACAGCCCAAGAUUCACUUACUGAAACCUUCCAGAAAUUGUUUUGGAGGCCACAAGGUUAAGAGGCUUUUGGACUCACAAGUAAACAAGCAUAUACAUUUGAAAAACAGUUCAAUUAUGUCAUUUGAAAACAAGGAGAGUCACAGUAGUAUUUGUUUGGAUUUUUAAAUUUUUGAGUAUGUUAUAUUAAGUUUUAUGAUUGUGGGGGAGCGGUGACUUCCCGAAUUACCUCAUCAAUCAUUUUCGGUGAUUUUAAGGUCAUCUUCCCCUCACAUUUGUAUGUGUGUAUGCGUAUAUAUUAUAUAUAUGAUCAAUUUUUUAAAAAUCUGUGCCAGCUUUACAUAUUAUUUUAGCUUUUCCCUUAAAUAAUAGCAUAUCAUCAGAAAACCUUUUGAAAACCAAGCAGUAUUGCAGUUGCUUUUUUUUUUUUUUUGUGAUAUGUUAUAUAACUUUAAUUCUUUUUUAAUGUUCACUGGAGAAAAUUUAUAUAAUGGAGAAAAAGAUAGAAUGGAAUUGAAUAAAAAAUCACCACAAACUUACCAUACCGAAAAAACAAAACAGAACAGAAACCACACAGGCUAACAUUUUCAACUGUUUCCUUCUUUUCUUAUUGCACUUUUUACGUAGUUGAGAUCAUACAGUAUAGGUAAUUUUCUAAAUAAAUAUAUAUGCGUAUUUGCUGAUCUAACAUUUAAAUUGCUUUGAUUUGCAUUCAAACUUCUGCUGAGGCUGCAGCUCAGAUGUUUGUGUGCUGUCGUGUGUUAAUCAUUGGAAUCCUUUGUUCAUUUAUUUUUGUGCUCUAACCUUUUUCUUAUCCAUGUUACAUAUUUUGUCUAUGUAUUUUUAUAAAUAUUUGAAUUAAAUCUGUGAAGUUAUAUUUCUAAAUCUUUGGCAAAUAAUCUAUAGGAGACUUUUAUGCCCUAUACAAAAUGAAUUCAUAUUAUAGUGAGAGUUGAAUUCACUUAAAUUAUUUCUAAAACUCAAGCAAGAAAUCCUAUUGUCUUCCUCUAAUGUAUAACAUACCUCAACAUAUGUAAACAUUUGGUAUUUCAUAUAACAAUAUAUAAAAUAUUUGCUUAUAUUCUUUAUAAAUUAUACAUUUUUCUGAACUAUUACAGAAACAUGUUUACAAAAUACUGACUAACCAAUAUCAGAUGUAGUACCAAUAUCAUGAAAAUAUUAAAUGGAUGUUGUUUGCUAAAGCUAUCACAAUAUGGUAGUUUUUGAAGCUGUUAGUUUAGGUUUUUAUUAGGAUUGUGUCCAAGAACAGAUGAAUGGGUAUGAAAGGAGAAAAUCAGGAUAAAACAAAGGACUGGUGUUAUAGAUUGGAAGGCAUCCCCCCAAAAUAUAUGUUGAAAUCCUAGCCCUUAUACCUAUAAAUAUGAUUUAGUAUGAAAAUUAGGGAUUUCUUUGUUAUGUUAAUUAAGUCAUACCCAAGUGGGUGACUUCCAAAUGUAAACACUUCUGCGUUACCAAAAGAGCAGAGUGGACGCAGAGACACACCCAGAGAAAGAGGAAGAGAGAAACCAGGGAGACAGAUGCAUCUACCAGCAUUGCUGGAAGCUACUAGAAGCUGAAAUAGACCAGGAAGGGCCUCCCCCUAGUUUUACACCCUGAAUUCAGAUUUCUGGCUUCCUAAACUAUGAGAAAAUUAAUUUCUGUUCUCUAAAGCUAGCCACUUGAGAUAUUUGUGUUAUGGCAGCAUUACAUCUACAUUUAAACCUGCAUCUAAGAACUUUGUAGUAAAAAAUUCAUAUGCCUGAUGUUAAAGGGAAAAAUCCUAAAAUAUUCUAGACAGUAAAACAAAAUACUUCAAAUUAAUGAGAAUCCAAAUUAUGUCAGCAAGACUAGAUGCAAGAGGGCAAUGAUGGACUGCUUUCAAAGUGAGCAAUUUAGGAAAUUUUCAGUCUGGGCCAAAAAAAAAAAAAAAAUGCUAGCGUAACAGAUGUAUCAGUAAAGAAAAUGGACAGAUUUCUUA
Messenger RNA from Loxodonta africana (African savanna elephant), 7813 nucleotides. It is a transcript of the gene ABCA6, whose product is annotated as ATP binding cassette subfamily A member 6. NCBI's taxonomy places the organism in Eukaryota, Metazoa, Chordata, Mammalia, Proboscidea, Elephantidae. The transcript is spliced from 40 exons. The coding region runs from base 528 to 5411 and encodes 1627 amino acids. Gene Ontology annotation, cellular component: intracellular membrane-bounded organelle; membrane. The record is from RefSeq and is a predicted model, not a curated record. Gene Ontology annotation, biological process: lipid transport; transmembrane transport. Gene Ontology annotation, molecular function: ATP binding; lipid carrier activity; ATP hydrolysis activity.